Molecule: messenger RNA, 2057 nt
Organism: Cynoglossus semilaevis (tongue sole)
Lineage: Eukaryota; Metazoa; Chordata; Actinopteri; Pleuronectiformes; Cynoglossidae
Product: protocadherin gamma-C4-like
Exons: 1
Biological process (GO): homophilic cell-cell adhesion
Cellular component (GO): plasma membrane
Molecular function (GO): calcium ion binding
Source: RefSeq, a predicted model, not a curated record
UUUACCUGACAGCACCUGGACUUUUGAAAGCCAGCAGGUGAGCAUUUUGAAUUUAAUAUAACGGAAUGUAAUAAUUUACCAAAAACAAUUACUAUCAAAACAUUUAAAUGUUCAUUUAGUGCUGGAUCUCGUCCUAUAGUUCAGCGCUACAUGUGAGGACAGCGACACAAAGUGGCGAAUACAUUUUCAGAGAACACAGACACACACACACACACACCCUUAUAUAUGUUGUGUGUAUAUAUAUAUAAUCUUUUUUUUACAACCUUGACUUAAGCAAUAACAAUGACCUGUAAAUAAAUUAUUUAAUUUAAUAAAAACGACCGUUUCUUUUUUCUUUUUUCAAAUCCCUUUUUUGCUCAUUUGAAUUUGAAUGCCCGAGCUACAUAGUCAAUGCUGCGUCUUUAAGAGUUUUCAUCUCAUUGGGUGGUGAAAUACAUUCUGUGAACCAAUAGGAUUCAACACUGUACAAAGAGAUCUAGUCCCUGCCCCCGUUCAUCCUCGGUGCUGAAACACAUUCAUUGCGAAGCGGUGACGGGCGGAGUGAUGAGCUCUUAUUUCGGAAUAUUUAUAAAUCUACCUUUUUGUAUACGAUCGUGCUAUGCACGUAUGAUGUGUAACGGGAGCGAUGCUGGGGACGAUUGAUUUCAGGAUUUUUCCACGUCACGUCAGGUGGAUUUAACGUGUUAACGCGGACGAAGAUGACAAAGAAAAGGGAAUACAGAGACUGGCGAUGGCAGGCGCUGUGGUGGCACAACGUUUUACUGUUAUGGAGUACAACACACGGACAGACUCGGUACAGCAUCCCAGAGGAACUUAAACAAGGCUCAGUGGUUGGAAAUUUAGCAAAAGACUUGGGUUUAGGGCUCUCUGAGGUUUUUGACCGCAAGCUGCGUGUCGCCUCUGAGGCUGAUAAGCAGUAUUUCAGUGUUGAUGCGGGGAAGGGCGAGCUGGUGGUGAAUGACAGAAUAGACAGAGAGGCUCUAUGUGGACAAAGCGCCAGCUGUGUUCUCCCCCUGCAGGUUGUCAUUGAAGACCCGUUACAGCUGUUUCGCGUUGAAGUUGAAAUAUUAGACAUUAAUGAUAAUUCGCCGAGAUUUCCGUCAAAUGAUGUCACAUUGGAAAUUGCAGAGUCCACAGUUGUUGGUGUUCGGUUCCCCUUAGAAGGCGCCAUAGACCCCGAUGUUGGUAGUAAUUCGUUGAAGUCGUAUUCACUGAGUAAAGACGAGUGUUUCAGUGUUAGACUGAAGGAUGUUGCAGGUGGAAGAAAAGUGCCCGAAUUGGUUUUAACAAAACUUUUAGACAGAGAGAAAAAGGCAGUUCACAACCUUUUGUUGACAGCUUUAGAUGGAGGAAAUCCACAAAAAUCUGGAACAUCUCAAAUAUCGGUUAAAGUUCUUGACAUCAACGAUAAUGUCCCAGUUUUUGAGAAGUCGUUGUAUAAAGUGUCUGUUGUAGAAAACGCUUCAGACGGUGCGAUGAUAGUACAGACAAAAGCCACGGAUAUGGAUGACGGUCAGAACGGAGAAAUUGAAUAUAAUUUUGGGGCACACACGCCAGAUAGUGUACUUUCAGUUUUCAGUAUUGAUCCUGUAUCAGGAACAAUACUUCUUAAAGGAAAGUUAGACUACGAAUUUACUGCAAAUUACGAAAUAGAUGUAAGUGCAAAAGACAAAGGAACGCCAAGAAUGGAGGGUCACUGUACUGUCCAAAUUGAAGUGUUAGACAUUAAUGAUAAUGCACCAGAAAUUAUUCUUACCUCGCAUCCUAAACCGGUGCGAGAGGAUGCAACUAAUGGCACUGUAGUGGCUUUGCUUAGUGUGCGAGAUCUGGACUCGGGUGAUAACGGUAAAGUUAUGCUUGACCUACCUCAAAAAUCUCAAUUUACAUUAAAACCAUCAUUUUCUCAAAAUUAUGCUCUAGUUAUUAAUGGUAUUUUAGACCGAGAAAAAAGCUCUAAAUAUGAUAUUGAAAUCACAGCCACUGAUUCGGGCUCUCCUCCUCUGUCCAGUAAGAAAACUAUACCUGUCACUGUCGCAGAUGUCAAUGACAAUCCUCCU